Molecule: messenger RNA, 7531 nt
Organism: Cydia fagiglandana
Lineage: Eukaryota; Metazoa; Arthropoda; Insecta; Lepidoptera; Tortricidae
Exons: 53
Coding region: 1-6561 (2186 amino acids)
Source: RefSeq, a predicted model, not a curated record
AUGCCUCCCAAGACUAAAAUGCCUCAAGACAAUAAAACGCCUCAAGACACUAAAACGCCUCAAGAAACUAAAACGGCUCAAGACAGUAAAACGGCUCAAGACAGUAAAAAUGCUCAUGACACUAAAAUGCAUAAUGACAUUAAAGAAAAUAAAAAUGCCGGAGAUGCACCCUCGCCAGGCUCGACCGUACCACAGCACUCCAACGAGUUUGUUGAGACGGUCAUGGCGAGGUCCCCGCCGCCGCCGCCGCCGAAAUCACCGUCACGAGUCCUGCUUGAGCAACAAUUGCGGCGCGCCGAAGAGCGAAGGGUACGUUUCAAGCCGCGGUGGCCGGAGAUAAAGAAGCCACCGCUAAUCUGCAAGCCGUGGAAGCCACCCGGGCCUCCGACACGAGAGCCACCACUGAAACUCGAGUUGCCCGCGUUGAAGCUGCGCCGCUGGGUGCCGCCGUACCGGCGCAGGCGCCGCCGCCGCCCGCGCAUGCUGCGCAUCCCGCCAGAAGAGAUCAAUAAAGAGUUGUAUGAGUGCGCCAAACUUAAGAAGAUUUGGCACAACUUCAGCCAAGUGGACCGCAACAAGAUGAUGCUACGUGGCAAGUUGGCCUGCAACUCCCAGCGGUACCGGUGCGGCAUCGGGAGUGGUACCCAAACAGCGUGCAUAGCGUUCGUAGCGCGCGCCCUACUAAACGAUAAGGCAGCAUCAGAACUUACUCGACGAGAUGUGGACGAAGUCAUCGACACGGGGGACAAAUUCUACCACCAGUGCAUGCUGGCCUUGAAGUGCUACAAAGGCAAGCGUGAGUUGGAGUUAAAGCAGCUCCUCACCUCCUUCUACUUCAAAGACCACAAGUACACCGUCAAGAUUGACGAGAAGGACCGAGGUGUUCUGGCCAAGCAUCCGGACAACGUACAUUCACCGCCUGAUCUCAUGGGGCUAAUGGAAAAGCGCGCCGGCACCAACUACAUGUCCAUCCUUACCGUCGGCGACCGCAAUUUCCUGAUCUGGGGGCACCCCCCACCCCCUGAAUCUGGCUCGCAGGUCAAGACUGUCUGCUACGUCUUUGACCCACACAUGCAGAACGAGAUUGGACAGCCGAAUAAACUGUAUGGUGGCGCCGCGUUCAUUCGUUACGCCGGCGUUACUUCCUUCGUACUGGACUUCGUGGCCAACUAUGGGGGGCUGGACGCCAGCAAACGGGAGUGCCCCAUGCCGCCAAUUAUCAUCACUGAUAUCGAGGUGCUAGCCCGUGAGCCUCUGAUCCGUCAGCCGCGAUACGAGCUGGAUUUGAAGGCGCUACCCGCCCAUUGCGAGUCUGAAUGGAUCAGCUUGCAUAACAACACACUCAUCGAAAAGAAACAAGGGGGACAGUAUCCACUGGAAUCCCUGAGCGCAGUUUCGCUGGCGACGUCGCGCACCAUCUCGCGUCGGAAGCUUCGAGAGUUCUAUCAGAAGGUGCCCAAAGAGCCGGUGCCAACAUUGCCAAUGGCGCCUGAGAAGGGCCCCGUUAUGCCCACCAGGGACGAGAUCAUGGGGUUCCGUGGGGAGGACUUUUUUCUGUACUGCCCGAAGGGAGAGGCGCACAUGUUUGGCAGGGACGACAUGGUCAUCCGACCCAAAUCGGACACAGUCCUGCACAGUCUGGUGGAUGUGGCCAACAAGUGCUUCCCCACGCAGUACGAGCAGCUGGACGCUGAGAAGUGGAUCCUGCGAGCCACCAGGCAUAUGGCUAGUUACAGAUAUAAGACGUUCAAGGUGUACACGGCAAUUCCGUGCUGCCUAGUCGCCCUGGCGAUGUUGCGUCGUAUCCGAGCCCGAGCGUGGAAUGAAGAUAUCCUUGAUGAGACGCUAGACCUUGGUUAUAAUGUGUAUCGGGAGUCGUUACUGCCCCGCGGUGGACCGAUCAGACGCCUGGUGCUCGGUGAGAUGGCGGAAAGUUUUCAGAUCAGAGACAAGGAAUACACGCACAAGGAACAAGGCAUCGCAGUGUGGGGUAAGCUGAUAUCGAACAACCCGAGAGUGUUUGAUCUCUGCCGAGGCCUGGACGAGUUCUUCAGAACUGCUGACUCUGGGAUACUCCAGAUACCCGGAGCCCUGGAGACGGCGAUCUGGAACGAAGGUGGCAUGUAUUAUCUGUACCACCCGUGGCCCGCCGACCGGUAUGGAAACAGGGUGAGCCUUCAAGGCGGCGGUAAGGCAUGCCUCCUCUGCUUCAAGCGGAUCAGCGGCCUCUGCGACCAUUUCCUGGCCGCCACCCGCGACCUUCGCCGGAAGCCGUUCAGCAUCAGCGCCGUGAGCGUCACGGAGCGCCCCGGGGGACCGCUUCCUGAACCCAUCAAUAACUUGAAACCGGUGGCCCAAAACCGCUGGGUGGUCCGCGGCAGCUUCCACGAGGGAGACGAACGGUUCCCUGAAGAACACAGGAACAAACAAGCCACUCCUAUAUCUAUAGCUGCUAUCGCUAUGGCACAUGUAGCGCCGAUUGAAGAGUGGACCCAGGAAGAAGUUAAUGAGACGCUGAUCCGAGGUGACAUACUCUACGAAAGCACAAUGGAGAACCUAGAGAAGAUGGGUAUCAGCAUGGACACCGGGCCGGCCGAGGGCGAGGGCGAGGCUGAAGAGGAGCCGGCCCCGGCGGGGACCCUGGCCGCUGCUGACGUCAUGACGAGGUUCAGGAUCACGGACUUUGACUGUAUAGAGACGGAGGUCGAAGAUGGGAAGUACGUUGGGUCCCUGUCGCCAUCGGAAGGAGUGCUGUCGUUGCGAGACUCCCUGAAGAAGGUCUUCGACGAAGUGUCGCACGCGGUGUUGACCGCUCGAGGCAAUUCCAUGGCGUUGAUGAAGGCUGAUAACAAGUACUACAUGUUCGAUCCACAUGCGUGUGAUGAGAAUGGCUACCCGUCAGAUGAGCUAACAUCCGCAGCCUGCCUCGUCUGCGUGGGCAGUUCCAUCGACGCACUAGUAGCCGCCAUUGAGAGUAACCUGCCUUCUGGCAGUGAUGAUACUUUCAACAUCUCGCCUGUCGAAGUUACGCAGGCUAAACUUAACAUGGAGUUGGGGGCACCUGAACCCAAAUUAGAGAGCAAGGACUUCACAUGGAUUCAGAAGCGCGCCGCAGCCAUCAUGCCCGGACCACGCGGGGAACACUCGGCGAUCGGUAAAUCUGCCAAACGGGCCGGCAUCGGGGAUGAAGACAAAGCUGGAAGGACAUUAGGGCUACCAGCUGUCGCAGCAUUCGCGGCAGCCACCGCCGCGGUACCUCCGCCACACAUGCAUCAGGACCACAUGUUCAACUUCCUAGACGCUGGCGCGGACUACUAUCUCCAGCACGUGAAGCAGACGGGCAACAAGAACAUCAACAUCGAAGACUUGUCGCAGAAGUUCGAGAUGGGCGCCAACACCUUCUCCAUCGCCCUGGAGGAAGCUUACGCGAGGCUGCCUUUGCGACUGCCUGAUGAACCCACCGGGGAAGGCGCCGAGGCCGGGGGCGGGGAAGCGGGGGAAGAGACUGAAGAAAUAAAACAGAUAAAAGACCUGAUGACCAAAAUGUGGAACGACCAGACGAAGCCGACACAGACUGCGUUACUCCUCGGUGACUACCACCAACUGGGGGUGUGGUGGUCGGCCGGUGGCCAAGUGGUCGCCUUCGACCCGGCGCCCACCAUGCCACGUCUUAUGCUCACGGAGCAUCGGAUACAGAAAGGUGACGAGAUCCGUCUCCAGCGCAUCAGGGAUGAGAUGGUCGGUGAAGCAGGGGGCGGGGGGGACGAGGACGAGGAAGUGGGGGGCGAGGGCGAGGCACAGCCGGAGCCGGAGCCGACACCGGUGCCGCGCGAGGCCACGCCGGUCCUCAUGGUCUUUGCCAGUCCUUCCGAGUUCAUUGACAAACUCACACUUCAAGGCCCCCUGGACCGCAAGCAAUGCCUGGCCCCAUACAAGCUGUACACCGUCAAGGUCAUCAACGAGCUGACCUCUCUGCUCAAGGACAAGCGACCCGCGCCCAAAGGAGGGGAGGACGAGGGCGAGGGAGAAGAGACCGAAGUCCUAGUGGAUCCCCUGAGCGACGAUGCAAUUGGAAAGUACAUGGUGCGGACGGGCCGCACGGUCGCGUCAGUCCGCGGUCGCGUCGCUCAACACGAGAACUACUUCAGCGAACCGGCGAGGGACAACCAGGACGCCGCCAUGUCAGUGGUAGCCAUCGCGGUCGCGCACAUCGAGCCAUGCCACUACUGGAAGCCAGCCCUAAUCGACGCUGUGGUCAAAUAUGGUGACCGAUUGUAUACAAUGUCGCUGGGGAGUGCGAAAAAGCCACCGCGGGUGACCACUUCAGAGUGUGUGCGGGACUAUAGGAUGACUCACUUUAACGUUACAACGACUGUAGGCGACGAUGUAGUGAAUGGCGAUCUGAAGGCAGGCGACUCCGGAUCACUACUCAAUGUGCGUCGGGCCAUCGCCAAAUUCUUUGAAUCGAACAAGUACGGUGUGAUCUGCGCGAAGGACUACUGCGUGGCGAUCUGGCAAGGAGAGGCAGGCUCCUUCUGUAUGUUCGACCCUCACUCCGUCGGGCCCACCGGGAAGGCAUCGGCCAUCGGAGGCGCUGGGCUGAUUGUCUUCAGUACCACGGAUGACCUGGCUGACACCUAUCGGGAGAAUGUGGAGGGACUGACUCGGCCAGGGAAUAACCUAAAGUUCCGUUUCUUUGACCCUCACUCCGUCGGGGCUACCGGGAAGGCAUCUGCCAUCGGAGGCGCUGGGCUGAUUGUCUUCAGUACCACGGAUGACCUGGCUGACACCUAUCGGGAGAAUGUGGAGGGACUGACUCGGCCAGGGAAUAACCUUUUCUCGAUAACUCCGAUCUCGGUUACGUGGGAGUUCACUCCGAUACCGGGCAAGGCGGUGGCACCGAGCGCCGUGCCCGACGAGGGCUAUGAGUGCAAGGUGCUGACAGCAUUCGUAGAGAUGGGAAAUGGCCGCACCAUCCUACGGGGCUCGCGUCCGCCGGACUCUAUGAGGUUCUGUCGCGAUGCAGUACUGCAGUCGGCUGCAAGUGCAAUAGUCGGUGCCUGCUUGUCGCAAGUACGUCAGCCGCAUCUUUGGACAAGGAACACCGUUGAUCAGGUGAUGUCGGAGGGAUGCAAGCUGUUCACGGCAUCCAUCAACAACCUUGGCUACGAGUUCAGACCUGGAGACGAUAUUCUUAUGCCCUUACAGGUGAUGAAGCGUUUCGUCCUGGGCUCGAAUUACGUCCGCUUCGAUCUGCAGGAGAUCUCUGGUGGACGCAUCGAGCAGUUGAAACCCGAGGGUGCCGACACGUUGAGAACGGCGAUAGCCCGUUUCUUCGGACGCAGGAACACGCACGGCAUUUUAUGGUGCGCGCCGUAUGCGGCCGCCAUAUGGUCCGCAAGGGGUCCGACCCCGCCGUACUAUCUGUUGGAGCCACACGCUGCUGGACCCACAGGCUUGAGGACGGACGGACGGGAUGUUGGAACAGCGUGCGUUCUCACGUUCACAUCUCCAAAACUCUUAGCGCAUGCCUACCUACAAAACAUUCCUACGAAAGAACGUCUGAAGAAGAACUACCACCUCUACAAUAUCUCCGUGCAUGUGGCACCCAUCAAGAAGUUAUUAAAAGAACCACCAUUAGUGAAGUCUUCACCUGAUGUUAAACUGGUGCCCGCGACUAGCAAGGUGGGCGUGGACGGUCUGCGACGGCGAGCGUCCGAGGCCGACAGAAAACAUCCGCCUGGUGGCAUCACCUGUACGGAUGCUCAGAGGGCCACGGAGGCUCAGGACAAGGAGGAAGCCAAGCUAAAGGGUCGUCGCAACGCGAACGGCUGGCUGGUGCUCGCUGACGGCUCGCAGUACCUGAGCGCGCGACACUCCAUCGCGUGUCGCAAAUUCCCUCCCGGUUCCCGUGGUCACCAGGCCUUGGCGUGUGCCGUGAUGGCAGUGGCCAUGUCCCGAGUCCAGGAUGUCUGCCGCUGGUGCUCUUCCACAUUGGACGCUGUUCUGCUGAGUGGCGACCAGCUGUACCAGGACAGUUACCUUCACUACAGGCCAAAGAACACCAAAAUACUUCAGAUAGAACAGAUCCUGCGCAAGUUCUACACGCCGGGCAACUGCGUGUGCCGCGUGGUGGUGUUCCAGCCGCGACAGGAGGGCAACGUGGACCUCGACCUCACCGACCAGCUCUCCGCGUUCUUCAGAGAGGAGAGGCACGGGGUGCUGGUCGCGGGGGAUGGGGACUUCGCUGUCGCGCUCUUCAAGACGCCAAAAGGGUUCUACAUGUUCGACGCGACGGACCGCGACCGGUACGGGCGAGCUGUACCGCCUCCCUGUAUCGGACACGCACGCGCUUGCUUCUCGCAAUAUCGUACAGUUCAAUCUCUAGCAGAGAAGCUCGGAGCCAACAUACCGCCCGUGAUGAAGGCUGAAGAGGCCGAGCGAGACAAUGCUGCAGAACCCAAAGAGUCCAAGGUAUCAUUCAAGGAGGAACCGGCAAUGUUUAAGAUUUACGGCAUGGAAGUUACGAGUUUACGAAGAUUGAACCAGUACGAGAAGUGAACAGUGAGCCAGUGGUACACAGUGAACCAAUGUAUUUCGUCGCCGUUCAUUAUGAUGCUAUAUAAAGGUGUAUCUACGGGUGUUGAGUUUGAGAAGUGAUCCAAUGGUAAACAGUGAACCAUAAUGGUGGGUUUUCUCAUGUUUGAUCAAUAAGUCGACUUACACAAAUAUUUGCACGGUUUGUUAGUUCCUAAUAAUAUUUUUGUCAAUUUAUGCGGUAAAUAUACGAUUAAUUCGUUUUAAGUCUCAAAACCAAAUGUUUUUAAAAAAUGUUGUGUUUAUGUCGUGGCCAUUUUGUAUUUGAAACAAAGUUUUAAUAAAAAAUGAAACUGAUGUGAAAAUUAUUUAUUUAUUUCUCUCCUAAUAAACUCUGAUAUUUCAAUAAAACUAUGAAAAUCUAUAUCAAAUAUUUAUUACAUUUUGUAUAAUUUAUUACAUCUUUAUUAAUACAACAACACUUAAAAUAUAGUUAGGUAAUCACACAAUUUACAAAAAUCACCUUAAAUAUUACAAUGUGAGCAAAUACCAUUUUAUCAUAACUAUCAUUGUACUUAUUACCACAGAAUAAAUAAUAGUACUAGGUAUAGGUACAGAAGAAUCACUCUCUAACAAAACGCGUCUGUUACGAUCAGCACAGAUAUGGCCGCUAGGUGGUGACAACGCCACGCGCGGCUUAUGGCUAGCCACCAAAAUUGGUGUGGAACGGAUGUACUUUUAGCUACCUGUAGCAAAGCGACGAAAUCGCGGAGUGAGCCACGCCUGUACACUUUAAUUCCUGCAAACUGUCAUUUUAUAAUAGUUUUAUCACGCAUAUUUACGAACAGUAACCAAAGCAAAUAACAUUAAAAAUAUCCAUUACAUAUCCAUAUAAUUAAUAAUUAGAUUCUACUCUUUUAGAGUCUUUGAAAAUAUAACUAGUUUAUUUAAGUAUUUGUUGAAAGUUUCGUAUUAAAUAUGUGUAGGUAUCAAA